UUUUACGCAGUUCCAAUUUUUUGGAAACGACAUUGUUUAAUUGGGUGGUUUGGUAGAGAAUUACAAAAGGGCAGCUGGGAGUCAGAUAUCAGGUAGGCUACGUGCCACCCCUGAAAUCGGCCCCCUCCAUUUUCAUUGGCUCUUAAUGAUUUCAAUCACAAGACAUUACGCAAGAUCCUUUAUACUGUCAAUCUGUCUCAACAGUUUAUUUCCCCCAUUGCGCUGAAACUAACUGCAGAAUAAAAUAUUUGUUUCCCCUCCAUGCGAUGUGAUAGCAUAUUUACAGACAUAGACUGUUUAAGGCUUUUUCUAUUCUCAACGAGCGGUCGAAGGCUGGAUAUGCUGGUACCGAGUACUGGACAGUAUUUAGGCUACCGUUUCGCGGAAGAAUAAAUCUUGCUGUACAGAUGUCCCAUUCCUGCUUUAAAAAAAUAUAUAAGGAUUACACGCUCUGCGACGUACCACGAGGAAUUUGAAUGAUGCUUUCGGGGUGACAAAGCAUGGCUGAGAACACUUCAUCUCCUGAGGGUGCAGAGAGUGGGAAGAAAGAACAUGUCCAGCAAUGGCUACAAAGUAGUUGUACCGUCUCACAGCAGUAUAUGGACUUAUCGAAUAAUGAGGAUGUUGUAGGGACACAUCCCUACUCCGGUCCCAAAGAGGACAAGCUGGUCCGGGAAAAGAGGGCAGAGUCACCUACCUGUUUGUCAGUAAAGAGUGAUAACUCAAUGGAUCGGCCGGUCAACUUUUCCAGAGGGCGUGGUACAAGGGAUGGAGCAGACUCACCCAGCUAUCUGUCAAUGAAGAGCGACCGGACAAUGGAUCUCCAUGAAGGAGUGAAGAGAUCAGACACCACAGUACUCUCUAUUGGUGGAGUGCAUGCAGUGCCUGCAGAACAUCAUCGUCAGAACAGAGUUGAUGAGGUCAACAAAUUCCCUGAGAAAAUUGAAGACUGGUCUAAAGAGCAGGUGAAAAAGUGGCUAAUUAGUAGCCUAAAACUCCCUGAGGUUGCAGAGAAGCUUUAUGACCAGGAAGUGUCAGGAGCUUGCCUGGUUAUCCUUGAGCUUAAGGAUUUGACUUAUUUGGGUGUAACAUUUGGGCCUGCGAAGCAAAUAAUAAUAAAUGUAGAAAUGCUGAGAAACGACCUGGAAUAUGAAGGGUGUGGCAUGAGGUCCCCUAUGAGUGACCUCUCUACCAGAAUACAUGAGGGUUUAAGAUUAAAAGAUGAAUCUGAUUCUGUAAUGAAACCACAAGAGGAGACUCUGUUUGAUGACAGUGUGAAAUCGAUGUCGAUGGCUCCAAGUCUAAGAUCUUCAUGGACUUCAGUGGAAGAACUAAGAUAUUCAGAUUCAGAUAUUGCAUCCCCCUUUCAGCUGCCAAUGGCAGAUCCAAUUGGAUUGUGUGGAAAUGUGGAGGACGCCGCAAGAAAAGGUGAAACGUUUGACAAUUUUGGAACAGCUCACAAUCUGGUGAAACAAAUUUCUACCACACGCUCCUUUGACAAAAACGACCCAGCAUUCACUUAUACACAAAAUGAUUUCCUUCCAGCUGAAGCGAGUCCAAGCAAUCUCAUUGACCCAGUACAUGAGUACAAGCUUCUGCCCGACACAGAGGAAGCCAGUGUGAAAGAAAUCAUGGACCAAUUUAAGCAGUUUGUUUUUUGUUUUUCUGCAGCCUGCAUGAACUCGCGUACUAAUGGGACCAUUCAUUUUGGGGUUUUAGGUGGGCCUGGACUUAGGCAUGGACAGGUGGUUGGGCAAAAAAUACCAUCUUUAAAUAUUUAUACAGAAGAGUUUGAUUUGCAUCUCAAGCAACACUUUGGAGAAAACAGUAACAUAGCAAGAGCAUGCAUCAGGCCUCCAAAGUUCUUUCAGGUUCAACGUCUAGGUGGUGUGUCUUCAGACAAGUGGGUGAUAGAAGUUGAUGUUGUACCAACUUAUUCACAGAUUCAAGAGAAGAUUUUUUAUACGUCAAUAAAAUCUGAACAAAAUGGAAAGGAAUGCAUAACUGAAUGUCUAUUUCUUCGACAAGGUCCAAAAAGCAUCAAUAUUCUUGCAGACGAUAAUCCCAGAAAUCUACAGGAGAAAUUGAGAAGUUUGACAGAGGAAGUCAAAUCUUGGUCAUUAGCACGCAAGUCAAAAGAAGAGAGCAACUGUCAGCAGCCCAUCCAAAACCACCAAGGUCAGAGGCUGAAACAGUUGAUAACCCAUGGGAGAGACACCCUUGAAAACGCAUUGCAAGUUAUAGUUGUCACCAACAAGUGCCACCCCAGUCAACUUGAGUAUUUGGGUUUUAUGAAAGAGAUUAAGUUGUUUGCAGUGCUUGAGUUUGACCCAGAAUCUGAGGUGAACGGGACAUGCCGUUUUUAUAGAAAGGAUCGCAUAGCUAAUCUUCACUACCCUCGAAUGUACAAUACUAAUGACAGUGUCUCCACUGUCAUCGGAAGGCUGAACCUAUUUAAGCAGACUAGUUGGGUGUUUUGUAAUGGUCGAGCAAAUGAGGACAGUGAAACCGACAAACCUUUCUCUACCAGUGAUUGGCUGAAGAAACGAGCUGGAGAAAUCAGUGAUAUGAUUUCCUUUCUCUGCAAUCCGGACGUUUUGUCAAAAGACAGAUUACUUGUGGUGUUCAUGCUUCACUCAGGGGUCACUGACAUCUCAAGCCCUAUACUUGAGACCUUCUGUGCAAUCUAUCGGACUCUGGAGGGGGAGGAUAAUAUGCUGUGCAUUUGCAAAGAUACAAAUGUUUUCAGUCAAUGGAGAGAAAUGAUAAACACUCGCUGUAAAGUGGACAUCACAAGUAGAUGCAUCUACGAACUGAGCUUGAAUGAAAUCGAUUGCACCAUCAGAAAGAUGAAAGAACCCCAGACUCGGUCCUCUAGAAGAUAUCUGCCAUCUUCUGGUUCUAGUUCGGUCCUUCUAUCAAAAAGAGACGAAGAGUUGAUGACUGUACUUGAUAUCCUCUGUGAAAAUGAAUGUGAGAACACAGAAAUUGAAACCAAGGACACCUUUGAGGAAUUCCAGACUAACGUGGAGAAAGACUUUUAUAGAGGCGGACAAGUGAGAUGGUGGAACUUCUACUUUUCAGAGCAGCCAGGUUGCUUGCCAUUCAUCAGACGUGACAAGUAUGAGGAUCUUCACAAUCUGAUCACACCUACAGGCAGGUACACAUCACCAUGUGUAAUAAUCAACCUCUUCCAUCCUCCAGGCUGUGGUGGGACAACGCUGGCCAUGCAUGUCUUGUGGAACCUGAGACGUAAAUUCAGAUGUGCCGUUCUGAAAAACACCAUGGCACAAAACAACGAGAUUGCAGUCCAAGUGACACAUCUGCUGACAUGUGGCAACGAGACACAGUCUACUCCUGUUCUACUCUUGGUGGACAACUGGGAAGAUGUUGAAGACUUACAGCGAUGCAUACUGAGUGCCGCCAACGAGAGGAAAAAACCAGACACACUUAUGGUGAUCAUACUGAACUGUGAGAGAUCACAGGAUCCCGCUGAGCGAUCCAGAAACAGCCGUCUUGACACUGUGUACAUAACCAACAAACUCUCCACCAAAGAGCAGAGAUUCUUUGAGGUGAAACUGAAAGAGCUUAAGGGUCACCAUGAAAAACCUGAGACGUUUUAUGCCUUCAUGAUCAUGACAAACAAUUUCAGUGAGAAGUACAUCGAAAAUAUAGUGUGCAACACCCUGAAAGACCUUGACACAUCCAGAAAAGAAGGACAGUUACUUUCACUCUUAUCUUUGCUUAAUACUUACGUGAAUGGUUCUUACAUGUCUCUGUCCUUGUGUGAGGAGUUUGUAGGGAUAAGGAAUGCUCUGUGGGGGAAAGAGACCCUGGAGGACAAAAUGAACCCAUACUCCACACUUCUGAUCCAGUUCAACACAGAGGAGCACGGAACUUAUCGUGCAGUGCGUUUUCUACACCCAAUGAUUGCAAGUAAUUGCCUCAAAGUCCUCAACAAAACAUAUGGUCUUCAACUGGGGGAAAUUACAACCAAUAUGUUGCACUGUGACUUGAUGUACAAAUCUGGCAUGGGUAAGGAUAUCCUGGUUCAAAACAUCCAAAGUAUGCUGAUCACUCGGCAAAGGAAGGAACUUGGAGAUGACAGAGAUACACUUUUCUCUCCUUUGAUUGAAGACAUACAGACAGAAGAGGGAACCAGCCAAAUCAAGGAAGUCCUUGUGAAAGCUACACAAAGAUUUGACAAAAACGCAACUGUGCCACAAGCUUUAGCAAGGCAUUUCUACCUGAAAGAGAAGGAUUUUGAAUCUGCUCUGCAUUGGGCCAAGGAUGCACAGCAGAAAAGAUAUAAUUCCUACAUUGCUGACACAUUAGGGCAAGUGUACAAAAGCCACCUGAAAAAUGACAUUGAGCAUGCUGAGGAGCUUACCCCAGAAGGGUUAGACAAAUGCCUGAAACUGGCAUUUAAGGCUAUCAGGGCAUUUAAGGAUUCACAGGAACUCGCAAAGAAGGAUGAUUCAACAGAUUCCCUUGAUCUGCCAAACAGAAAGAGACAACGGACCUACAACACAUCUGGGUAUGUUGGUGAAAUGGAAGUUUCAAUCAUUAUUUUAGAUAUCAUUAAAGAUAUUCCCUUUUUUCACAAUAGUGAGGAACACCAGAGAGAUAGAAUGCUUCAGUUCCUUAAAAACAACUUGUCAGUGAGUGAUUUUCAUGAACCAAGCAACAGUACCAAUGACAAAUUCAUUGCUGUGCUCUCUCAUCAUGAAAAGUUCCUUGUCUCUUUGAAGACACGGCUGAAGGAGAUAUUCAGUUUCUUUGAGAACUACUUCACAUACUUUAAGCCAAGGUCAAUUGAGAAGGAAACCGCAGAGGACAGAAACAAACGAAAAGUAUCAGAGCACUUCAAGAAAUAUAUGCAUAUCUUCUGUGCCUCCGGAGAAGAGAGAGAUUCUGAAAGGCUCAGGAAACCAAAACUGAGUCUCAGGCAAGAGAUAGAGGAGCAGCGCAGCUACUUGGAGCAAAAACGAGCAGAUUCAUUUGCUGGUCUUCUCCAGUGUUUGAAUGAGAAGAGUGGGUCUCAAAUGGAAUUCAUUUUCAAGAAAUGGGAGUUCAUAUUUCACAACUUAACACGGAUACCCAUGGCCGACAGGAUCAAUUUCAUCCUGGCGAACAUUGUUCUUCACUCCAUUAAGCCAAACUCAACAAUGCUGAGAAGGUACGAGGAGCUGGUCUCACUUCUUAACGAAGCAUUGCAAGAAGAGGGAACCCAUUCCAACUGGACCGAGCUGUACUAUCUCUCAAUGUUACUGAUGUGGCCAAGAAAAGACAACAUGCUGGAGAGCACAACUACAUUUAAAAACAUCGGCACAUAUGUCACGUCUACAAAGAAAUCCUUCCAUCGCCGCUUCUCCCACAUGUUUCCAGCGAAAAGUUGUAUUGCACAUUUCUACCUUGGGAAAUCAAGAGGACUGAGACGUAUUGUUCACAAAGGCCAGUUUGACCUGUGCUUGAACAAAGAAGGCUCACACAAACAGGCCUCAUACAAAGACAGAUACCCACACCAACAUCAACUGUGGCAGAGUGGAGCAAUAUGGAGGGAUCCUAAGAUACAAAAACUGUUACUGCGGGUCAAAGGGAAAACAGAAAAUGGGGACAUUUAUGUUCACUAUGGGGGCAAUCUAAAGAUUCCUGUGCGUCCUGUCUACCUUGGUGGAGUCCGAAGUGGAUGCAGCAUGGAGGAGGUUUCCUUUUACCUUGGAUUCACUAUGGAGGGACCUGUAGCCUAUGACAUAAAGUAUGAGAAUGACUUACAGACAGUGUAGUGUGACAUAUUUUACCAUUAUUGACUGUGGUUUGAAAGUGCACUAGUUUCCAAUGCAACAUGCUAUCAUCUACAAAACUUACUAUAUAGUUAGAAUUGGCCACAACUUGUGUGUUUGGAACCAGGAGAGGUGUAACGUCUUAUUUUACUUGCUUGCGUUCAACAAAAUGAAUGUUCCUGUGUGGAAUAUACUAUCAUGUUUGUAUUCACUAAAUGUCUGUGUAUUAUAAUUUUUUGCAAUACAAUUUAAAUACUCUUACAUGGAGGUACUUCAACAAAGCAUCACAAAUAUAUAGUUACUCUGUCAGAAAUAAUUUGAUAUGUGCUCUAUUUGUAAUGGUUUUAUUUCACCUUUACCUAUGGCUAAUUACAUCUAUUCAUUGUUUUAGUCAUUUCAGAUAUUGUUUUAAGAGUAUUACUUCAAGUUUUUAAUGAAUACUUUCUAUUAGUAAUUCAAAUUGGUUAACAUAACCAUAUACAUAGUUAUGUUUUGGUUCCAAUCUGUGCAUUCCUGAUCUAAGAUUUGAGCUACUGUGUUGAAUGCUGUGCUAAAAAGUAUCAGUGGUUUAUUGUAGUUCCUUAUAAUAACAUAUCAGCUAUGUAUAGACAGACAUCCUUUGAGUAUCUGGCAGUGAUGUGGUCUUAGCCAACCCUCUAUAGCUGAUGUGGAUGUUCUGUAUUUUUGUAAAAAUAAAAUAUAUACGUAUAUAGGAAAUCAAACGCAAGAAUGUAGUUAAUUAUUUAAUAUUUCUUCAUGAAUAAACUGAGUUGGGAAGGGUUUCCAUUUACCCUGUAAUGGCCUCCAAUUUUGACACGGUUGAAGAAAGACUGGCUUGUGAGAAGACAUAUCAAGCAUAAAUACUUGAACAAAGCAGGUGAAGUAAAAUAUAUAUUAAAUAUAUUAAUAUAUUAAACUUCCACAUAGCAUUGUAAAGCAAUGUUUAAAACAUAAUUGUAUGAAUCUGCAUUGUGUUUUUGUAAUGUUUGUAAUUGGAAAAGAGAGGUGAUUGCAUGGAGGCCUUAAUUUGUGUAUAUUUGUGUAUACUUGUUCUAUUAUGAUGUCCUGGAAAUCAAUUAUGAUCACAAAAAACAUUCACCUGCAUUCUUUGCACAUUACUGAAAUGUAUCUGAUAUUUGCAGGUGAAUGUCCUAAACUUUGCCUUUAUUAAAGCACCUUUAUGCUUC
Messenger RNA from Esox lucius (northern pike), 6970 nucleotides. RefSeq names its product sterile alpha motif domain-containing protein 9. NCBI's taxonomy places the organism in Eukaryota, Metazoa, Chordata, Actinopteri, Esociformes, Esocidae. Gene Ontology annotation, cellular component: cytoplasm. Gene Ontology annotation, molecular function: protein binding. The coding region runs from base 501 to 5786 and encodes 1761 amino acids. The record is from RefSeq and is a predicted model, not a curated record. The transcript has 5 exons.